CGCGGAUAUUAAGUUAUCAAUAAAGUAUUUACGCGCGUAGCUUUAUUUUAAUUAAUAUUUGUACACUAUUUUAUUUUUUAUAUAGUUAUCAAACAUUGAAAAUUUUGGCUUUUAUGUUGGUUGGCUUUUGAAAUUGUAGUACAAUUUCAGAAUGAAUGAGCCCUAUGGUAGUGGCAACAAUGAUGAUAUUUAUGAUGAUUUGGAUACUUUAUUUAAUCCUGAAACUGCUUGUGUCACUGAUAGUAUUCAAAAGAACCCUUCUAAUGUUUCUGACUUUUCCAAGACUGAUAAUAUUACUACAAAUGUUCCAUCACAAUCUUCUUCUAUGUCAAAUUUUAAGCUAAAUGAAGACCAACUGAAAAAGGAAGAGAUGAUACUGUAUCUUGAUCUUGUCGUAACUGAAAUGGACAAUAAGAAGGCAUUAGUAAAUCUGAAUGCUGAGUAUAUUAAGCUUAAAAAAGAAGCAGAUUCUUUAAGAAAAUCACUGAGUGAGAAAGAUGAAAAAAUAUCUCAGCUGACAGCAGAGAAUACUACUCUCAAAAAAAAUAUUUGCUCACUUUAUAAAACUGCAAAAUCUGAGAUUGACCAAAAAGAUGCUAUGUUACAAGAAGCUAACAAAGAAAUUGAUAGAUUGCAUUCACGGAGUGAUAGAAGUGUCAUACAAAAUGUAUAUAGAAACAUUUCUGUAGAAACUAGUCAAUGCCAGCCUUCUACUUCCAGAAUAUCCAGUGUGCCAAGUCAAAAUUCCAAACAGUAUGAAGAUAAUUUCAGAAAUAAAAAAGACCAAAAUUACCAAGACAAUAAAAAAAGAAAUGAAACUUCUGGAUCAGAAAAUUCUACUUCCACAAGACCAUCUACUUCUUCCAACUCUUCUGAAAAUCAUUUGAAAUGGAACAGAGUGAAUUCUAAACACAAAUUCUCUCAUUAUGAAUCAAAAAAACAUAAACAUUUACCUACUCAUGUUGCUAACAAUGAAAAGUGCAAUACAUAUAUUGAUAAAAGGAAUAAUUUUAAUAAAUCAAAACACAAUGAAACGAGCUCAAGAGAAAAAAAUAGUCCUAAAAGACAAAAGCUUUGUAAUUAACUUUCUCAGUUCUUUAAUAUUCUGAGUAAAUAGUUCUAGUAAGAAAGACUUGAUAAAUAUACUAAGCAUUCAUUUUAUUAAAUUUAUUUUUAGGCAUAAUUAGAAUUUUAAAAUGCUAUUGCUAUUCAAGAGAAUCUUUGCUAUUUAUUCAAGAGUUAAAUAAUGAAUUAUGCAGUUUUUAAGACAAAAUUAAUUAUAUGGAUUUAUUUUUAUAUAAGUAUGGAAUUUCCUGCAAUUUUUAUAAAUUUACGAUAAGUUAUUUCAGUUUAAUUUCAGCAACUACUGGAUGUGAUUUUCAAGAUAGUUACUGUUUGUGUAAAUUUUAACUUAUUGAGCUGUCUCAUUGUCACAUUUCAUUAAAAACAAUAGUUCCUUUGUGUUAUCAGCAACAGCUGCCAAGUAUAAAUGUUUACUUAAAUGUUGUUAUAUUGUGAUCAGCAAACCGGACACCAAAUGCACUAAGUACAGCAAUUUUAAGCAUAUUACUGAUAAUAAACUAUAUGUUUUGCUACAUACUUUUGAUAUACUUGGUACAUUUUUGCUGCUGUUGAGUUAAUUGGAAGAUACUAAAAUAACCUCUCUAAAUUUUUUGUUAUCUUACUGAUCAAAUAACAAAUUCAAUUUAUUAAGCUUUAAGGGAAAUAAAAAAUCAAAUAAAACUUGACUAAGAAAAGUCCCUCCCCUUUAAAUAUCCCCAUUUUGAGAUAAUCUAUACAAUUAUUUGAUUAUGGUUUAGAUCUCUUUCUUCUUAUUCAAGACUUCAUUAUUCAUUUGAUUUGAUUUUAAAUUAUUACUUAAAUAGGACUCAAUUAUCUUAAGGCAAAACUGUUGGUUAGUAAAUUGUAUUGCAUCUGGAUUCUAAAUCAGAUUUUAAUAAGUUGAUAUUCUUUAAAAUUUCAUUCUUUGAAAUGUGAGGAAGAUCACGUGGUGUGAAUUAUAACAUUUGAGAAAUUGAACUUCAUUUUAAAAUGUUUUCAUGGAUAAUUGUUUAAUAAACUUUUUCUUGUUGGAAUUGAUUUGUUAUCGAAUUUCUUAAAUGAUUUAUAAUAUUUGAUGAAUUUUUGAUAACUAAGAUUUGGUAACUAAGAUUCACAACAUUCUGUGCAAUUGAGAAUAGCCUUUUGAAACCUGCAAAGAAUAUCAAAAGUUUAUUUAGCCUUUCUAGGCCUAUGGUGCCAUUUGGCACUACUAAAAUACUGCAUAUUUUACUAUGCAUUUCAAUUUAAAAUUUGGCUGAAAAAGAUUUAAUAUGGCUUAGAUAACAACAUAAUCUGGUUAAAAAUCAAUAAUUUCAAUUAAUUAAUCAAGAAUAAAUGAAUAUUUUUGAAUAUAAAGUAUAUCUUCAGUGUUUUUUCAAUUUUUAUAUUUUUAAUAAUCAAUAAGCAUUUGAACUAGAAAGGAUUAAAUUAUGCAUGCAAUUCUUUUAUAUUUAAAAUAAAGCAGUUCAUUUUAUAUUUGUGUUUUCCUUGAAGUUACAAACACUGUAAUAAAUAUAUGUUAUCUGAUUACUUAGAGUAGCACUGUGAUAUUGUGUUUGUGAAUUAUUAAUUAAAAAGUUUUAGCUACAUAUUUAAUGAUUAUCUCUGUUAUAUUGGUAGAAUCAGCAGUAAAGUAAUAUGUAGAUUUUAAAGGGUGCUGCUGUGUUCUAAUUUCAUGUGCUAGAUCAUCAGAUCAUGACAAACAAUUUUUUACAUAGGAAACAGUGAUAGAAAUGUGCUCAUGAGAUUGUUUUCUGAUUAUUGAUAUGAGAACAUGCUUAUAAAGUAAGAGAGAGUGUGAGAUAAAAUAUCUUGCACAGAAUAGUAGAUAAUGGAUACUGUUCACUGAAUUGUACUUGUUACAAAAGAAAUUUAUUUUAAAAACUUCAUCUUUUAUUAUUGUUUUCAUAAUUAAUAAUAUGUAAUAAAUUUUGUUAUAUGAUUUUGAUCAUUAAUAGUAUUAUCAUUGUAAAUAAAUUAUUUAUUAAGUUAUUUGUA
Messenger RNA from Argiope bruennichi, 3060 nucleotides. RefSeq lists its product as uncharacterized. Gene Ontology annotation, biological process: extrinsic apoptotic signaling pathway via death domain receptors; Fas signaling pathway. The transcript has 5 exons. The coding region runs from base 152 to 1084 and encodes 310 amino acids. The record is from RefSeq and is a predicted model, not a curated record. NCBI's taxonomy places the organism in Eukaryota, Metazoa, Arthropoda, Arachnida, Araneae, Araneidae. Gene Ontology annotation, molecular function: transcription corepressor activity. Gene Ontology annotation, cellular component: PML body; mitochondrion.